AUGCCAGAACGGCUAGCGGAAAUGCUCUUGGAUCUCUGGACUCCAUUAAUAAUAUUAUGGAUUACUCUUCCCCCUUGCAUUUACACGGCUCCGAUGAAUCAGUCUCAAGUUGUAAUGAGUGGAUCCCCUUUGGAACUAAGUAGGCUGAGUGAACAGCGGAUUUUGAACCGCUCCAAAAGAGGCUGGGUUUGGAAUCAAAUGUUUGUCCUGGAAGAGUUUUCUGGACCUGAACCGAUUCUUGUUGGCCGGCUACACACAGACCUGGAUCCUGGAAGCAAAAAAAUCAAGUAUAUCCUGUCAGGUGAUGGAGCUGGGACAAUAUUUCAAAUAAAUGAUAUAACAGGAGAUAUCCAUGCUAUAAAAAGACUUGACCGUGAGGAAAAGGCAGAAUAUACUCUAACAGCUCAGGCAGUGGACUGGGAGACAAACAAGCCUCUGGAACCUCCUUCUGAAUUUAUUAUUAAAGUUCAAGACAUCAACGACAAUGCGCCAGAGUUUCUUAAUGGACCCUAUCAUGCUACAGUGCCAGAGAUGUCCAUUUUGGGUACGUCUGUCACUAAUGUAACAGCUACUGAUGCUGAUGACCCAGUUUAUGGAAACAGUGCAAAGUUGGUUUAUAGUAUCUUGGAAGGGCAGCCUUAUUUUUCCAUUGAGCCUGAGACAGCAAUUAUAAAAACUGCCCUUCCCAACAUGGACAGAGAAGCCAAGGAGGAAUACCUGGUUGUUAUUCAAGCCAAAGAUAUGGGUGGACACUCUGGUGGCCUGUCUGGGACCACAACACUUACAGUGACCCUUACCGACGUAAAUGACAAUCCUCCGAAAUUUGCCCAAAGUCUCUAUCACUUCUCAGUACCAGAAGAUGUGGUUCUUGGCACUGCGAUAGGAAGGGUAAAGGCCAAUGAUCAAGAUAUUGGUGAAAAUGCACAGUCAUCCUACGACAUCAUUGAUGGAGAUGGAACAGCGCUCUUUGAAAUCACUUCUGAUGCGCAGGCCCAGGAUGGCAUUAUAAGGCUAAGAAAGCCUCUGGACUUUGAGACCAAAAAAUCCUAUACGCUGAAGGUAGAGGCAGCCAAUGUCCAUAUUGACCCACGUUUCAGCGGCAGGGGGCCCUUUAAAGACACGGCGACAGUCAAAAUUGUUGUUGAGGAUGCUGACGAGCCUCCUGUCUUCUCUUCACCUACUUACCUCCUCGAAGUUCAUGAAAAUGCUGCUCUAAACUCCGUGAUUGGGCAAGUGACUGCUCGUGACCCUGAUAUCACCUCUAGUCCUAUAAGGUUUUCCAUCGACCGGCACACUGACCUGGAGAGACAAUUCAACAUUAAUGCGGAUGAUGGAAAAAUAACGCUGGCAACACCACUUGACAGAGAAUUAAGUGUAUGGCACAACAUAACAAUCAUUGCUACCGAAAUUAGGAACCACAGUCAGAUAUCACGAGUGCCUGUUGCUAUUAAAGUGCUGGAUGUCAAUGACAACGCCCCUGAAUUCGCAUCCGAAUAUGAGGCAUUUUUAUGUGAAAAUGGAAAACCCGGCCAAAGUUUUCUCUCUGGCAAACACGUAAUAAAAUUAGAAAUGAUAGAAUUGCAAGAACAUACCUCAAAUCCUCUGGGCAGAAAGGAGGCUGAAGAGCUGAAGGGAAAUGAAGCUAUCUUACUGAAAAGACCUCUUAAUAUAGGACCUGUUCCACCAGAGACAGGAAACAUCUAUCAAGAGCUGAAAAGGAGUCAGCUGGGGAUAAACCAGGUUCUCUCUGAAGAGAAUGGUAAUCUGGCUGGACGGGUGGAGGAACAGGUCAUUCAAACAGUGAGUGCCAUGGACAAAGAUGAUCCCAAAAAUGGACAUUAUUUCUUAUACAGUCUUCUUCCAGAAAUGGUCAACAAUCCGAAUUUUACCAUCAAGAAAAAUGAAGAUAAUUCCCUCAGCAUUUUGGCAAAGCAUAACGGAUUCAACCGCCAGAAGCAAGAAGUCUAUCUUUUACCAAUCAUAAUCAGUGAUAGUGGGAAUCCUCCUCUGAGCAGCACCAGCACCCUGACCAUCCGGGUCUGUGGCUGUAGCAGUGAUGGUGUUGUCCAGUCUUGUAAUGUUGAAGCUUAUGUCCUUCCGAUUGGACUCAGUAUGGGCGCCUUAAUUGCUAUAUUAGCAUGCAUCAUUUUGCUGCUAGUAAUUGUGGUGCUGUUUGUAACUCUGCGGCGACAUAAAAACGAGCCGUUAAUUAUUAAAGAUGAUGAAGACGUACGAGAAAACAUCAUUCGCUAUGAUGAUGAGGGAGGAGGAGAGGAAGAUACAGAGGCUUUUGAUAUUGCAACUUUACAAAACCCAGAUGGAAUUAAUGGAUUUUUACCUCGUAAGGAUAUUAAACCAGAUUUGCAGUUCAUGCCAAGGCAAGGGCUUGCUCCUGUUCCGAAUGGUGUUGAUGUUGAUGAAUUCAUAAAUGUGCGGCUACACGAGGCAGAUAAUGACCCAACUGCCCCGCCAUAUGACUCCAUUCAGAUUUAUGGCUAUGAAGGCCGAGGGUCUGUGGCUGGGUCCCUCAGCUCCCUGGAGUCCAGCACCUCAGACUCAGACCAGAAUUUUGACUACCUCAGUGACUGGGGUCCCCGCUUUAAGAGACUGGGAGAACUCUACUCUGUUGGUGAAAGUGACAAAGAAACUUGA
Prionailurus viverrinus (fishing cat) is the source of this 2652-nucleotide messenger RNA. It is a transcript of the gene CDH8, whose product is annotated as cadherin 8. Gene Ontology annotation, biological process: multicellular organism development; cell morphogenesis; calcium-dependent cell-cell adhesion. The record is from RefSeq and is a predicted model, not a curated record. The transcript has 12 exons. Bases 1 to 2652 code for a protein of 883 amino acids. Lineage: Eukaryota; Metazoa; Chordata; Mammalia; Carnivora; Felidae. Gene Ontology annotation, molecular function: cadherin binding; calcium ion binding. Gene Ontology annotation, cellular component: adherens junction; axon terminus; plasma membrane.